AACAUGAGGAAAUAGAUCUGCCGGAAGUCCAGAGUCUCCAGAGUCAAUGGCCCCAGCUCCCCAAGCCAUUAAUUAUAAUUUCCAUAAUUAAUUAAGAAAAUGUAGAAAAUUCUGGUGUCAGUGAUUGAAAAAAAUUCUUCGAAAGGUGCGGUUUUUUUUUUAUACUUCCUGGUGAUUUCGAGAGGUUAGGAUUUCGUACAGCCAAUGUGACGAUUUAUUCGGAUUCCAGUCGACUUUCUAAAACCACUGACUCAGGAUUUUUUUUUUAAACACUUCAAAACAAUUCGACGUGGGGAAGAGUAAACAUGGCACUCCAGGUACAGGAACAGAGGAAUUACGAAUUUAUUGUCAAGAGUCUUUUUGCUGGAGGUGUUGCGGGGAUGACGUCCAAGACUACUGUUGCACCUCUGGAUAGAAUUAAAAUUCUUCUGCAGGCGCAUAAUGAACAUUACAAGCACUUGGGUGUGUUCUCUGGACUCAAGGAAAUCGUUCAGAGGGAAAAAUUUUUCGCACUUUACAAGGGAAAUUUCGCACAGAUGAUACGGAUUUUUCCGUAUGCCGCGACGCAGUACACGUGUUUUGAAAUGUACAAAAAGUAUCUAGGUACUAUAUUUGGAAAACACACACACGUGGACAAGUUCUUCGCUGGUUCCUCUGCUGGAGUGACAGCAGUGACCCUGACCUAUCCCCUGGAUACCAUCAGAGCAAGAUUAGCAUUUCAAGUGACUGGCGAGCAUAUUUACACUGGCAUUUUCCACACUGCCAUAACUAUUUGCAAAUACGAAGGGGGAAUAUCAGCUCUGUACCGUGGAUUCUGGCCCACGAUAAUUGGAAUGAUUCCAUACGCCGGAUUCUCGUUCUACUCCUUCGAGUACCUGAAAUUCCUCAGCAUGAAAUACGCCCCCAAUUAUCUCUGCAGCGAUUGUCCACGAAAUACAGGUGGCCUUGUAUUAACAUUGCCAGCGAAAUUACUCUGUGGGGGUAUCGCAGGAGCUGUUGCACAAAGCUUCUCCUAUCCACUAGACGUCACCAGGAGACGAAUGCAAUUAGCCAUGAUGAAUCCUGCUACACACAAAUAUGGAUCGGGAAUGGUAUCGACGAUGAGACUCAUCUACUGGGAGAAUGGUAUCACCAGGGGACUCUAUCGAGGAAUGAGUAUCAAUUAUUUGAGAGCUAUUCCCAUGGUGGCUGUCAGCUUCACCACUUACGAAGUUAUGAAACAAAUGCUCGAUCUCGAUACUGGAAUGAAAAUUUAACUGUUGGAUUUUUUUGGGCCCUUUUUACGGGGCCGGUGGGUUUUGGGACCUAGUGGUAAUGAGUGUUUUAGGAGUAGCUGAAUUUUUAGAUUUAGGUUUUAAGUGCAGGAACGUGGUGCGGGUUUUUUAAUGGCGGUUUAACUUGGGUAUUGAUGGGUUUGUGGAAAUGUGGUAGAGGACUUUUUUGGAGAUUAUUUCUUUGUGGAGAGAAAAGAUCUCUUCGGAUUUUUUAUGGAAAUCGAUAGUUUUUGAGAUAAAUCGAUCAUUUGUUGGAGUGAAAUUUGAGGGCUCGUUUUAUUUUGGAUUGGAGUCUUUUGUGAUCACGGUUUUAUCCGGGGAAAUAUUGAUUUCGGGGGAAAUUCGUAUGGGGAUUUUUUUUGGGUAAUUGAAUUUCUGAGAGAAAUGGUCUUUUGGUGUUUUUCUCUGAAGUCAAUAGUUCUCGAGAUAAAUCGAUGUUUACAAAACGAAAAUUGAAUUCAUGUCAUUUUAGUCGAACCCAGUAUUUUUAGAAUCAACAAUUUAUCUCAAAAAAUAUCGUUUCCACGGGAAAAUUUUAGAGGACUUUUUUGUAGCUAAUUAAAUAUCCUCGAAAAAAGUUCCUCAGUACUUUCUUCUGAAACCAAGAGUUCUCAAGAUAAAUCGAUGUUUAAAGUGACUAAAUUUUUAUUUUACAACAUUUUCUACUGAUUUGUAGAGAAUUGUGCGGGUGAAAGGGAAAAAUUAUUUAAGGAAUUACUUCGAGACUAUCAAAUGUACGACGAUAAUAGACUAAUUACCCCUGAAAUCAACCAGUGAAUGUAAGAAGGGCUUAACUGUCUAGAAACUCCUGAAAUUGACGAAUGCAGAGUCUAAUAAAAUAUUUUUUAUACCGAAGUAAUUUUUCUGGACAGAAAAAAAACGCAUGCAGCAGUUGAUUAUCUUUUCUGACAAUUUAUUAAUCUCGAAUUGAAGAACAAAAUCAGGAGUUCUGAGGUACGAGACAAAUCACAAAUACAUAUCGAUCAUCUGUUCUUAUAAUCAUCCGAUCCAUUUGUUUAUUAAUUAUUAAAAAUUGACAAGCUGACACAUGAAUUUUUCAUCGACUACUACAGGAAUUCCCUCGAUCUCUGAGAGAAGAUUUUCAUUUUUCCAAUCGACAGAGAAAAAAAAAAGAUGAAUCGACCGAAAUUCUCCUCUCGAACUAAAAACAGAAAAAAUUGAUUUAUUCGAUAAAAAAUUGGCAGUUGGAUUGGAUAAUAAAAAAAUCGAGACCAAAAUUAAUCUGUCAACUUGCCAAGAGUAUUGGAAAGCAGAGAAACCGAAUUUAUUCCCAAAUAGAAAAAAAGGAGGAAAUAAUGAAAAAGAAAGUCGAAAAAAAAAACGAUAGAAAAUUCCCCUAAAGUGUCAGAACUAGACGAAAAAAUUGUGAAUACAAUAAAUAGAGUAAAUACAAAAUGAUCUAUACAUUAGGAUCUAUUUCCCGUGGGAAACUGUAUAAUAAUCAGUGGAUUAUUGUCCACAAGUUUAAUUAUUUCAUAAGAAAAAAUUCACUCCUAGUGUUACUUUAUCAUUUUAUGUUUCCACGUGAUACAAAAUGAGAGGGAAAAAAAUGCUCAGGCGUCACCCGAAGAGAGGCGAUCUCUUUUUUUUAUGAUUUCUUCGUUAUUAUCUAUAUUAAUUUACAAUAAUCUACGAGGCGCAAUUCUACGCUCGUCUCAGGUUUCAAAUCGUUUUCAUUCGAUUUUUGUUUCUCCAUUCAUAACUAGGCGAAAGCCACUCUAGGAGCACUACAAUUUUUCAUUAUUCCAUUAUGCAUGCUUACGGAUACUUUUCCUAUGAAUACAUUUUUUUCCAGGAUUUUCCGAGGAUUUUUUCAGGAUUUGGAAUUGUCUGGAAAAAUCCUGGGAAAUUAGUCGUCAAAAUAAGUCGAAUUUUGUUGCGUGGAGAGUUAUAUAUUGAUUUCACGUAAAAAUCAAUGAGGACUUUUUUGUAGGUCACUGAAUUUCCGAGAAAUAUGGUAUUUUCAGAUUUUUUUGUUUUGCCGAUAGUUUUUGAUCCAGCGGGAUUUGAAGGAAAUAAAAUUCGAUUUAUCUUAGUAUUUCGCAAGUGAGUUCGAGUUUUUAGUCAUUAAAAAUCGAUUUUGUUCAGUUACGUAUAACGUAUAGUCAGGUAUUUAUGACUUUUAGUUGUCGUGUGGUGUUGAAUGAUUUUUUAUCGUUUUUCAUUUCAGGAAAAAUCCAGUAAAGUGGUAGAUCGAGAGAAAGUAAUUUUCCUUUCUUUGUGAUUAUUGAUUUAUUGAAAAGACUAUUGAUCUCAGAGAAAGAUGGUAAGGAACUUUUUUAUAGCCCCUGAAAUUGUCAACAAAACCGAUCUCUUGUUAUUUUCUCCUAAAACCAGUAGUUCCCGAUAAAAA
Molecule: messenger RNA, 3648 nt
Organism: Fopius arisanus
Lineage: Eukaryota; Metazoa; Arthropoda; Insecta; Hymenoptera; Braconidae
Product: graves disease carrier protein-like
Exons: 8
Coding region: 306-1256 (316 amino acids)
Biological process (GO): mitochondrial coenzyme A transmembrane transport
Cellular component (GO): mitochondrial inner membrane
Molecular function (GO): coenzyme A transmembrane transporter activity
Source: RefSeq, a predicted model, not a curated record